Messenger RNA from Acanthosepion pharaonis, 807 nucleotides. Lineage: Eukaryota; Metazoa; Mollusca; Cephalopoda; Sepiida; Sepiidae. The record is from the annotation of a GenBank genome assembly.
AUGCUAACAAUUUCUCUCUCUCUCUCUCUCUCUCUCUCUCUCUCAUCCCUUUGCUCACAAUUUCUCUCUCUCGUCCCUUUGCUCACGAUUUCUUCUCUCUCUCUCGUCCCUUUGCUCACGAUUUCUCCUCUCUCUCUCGUCCCUUUGCUCACGAUUUCUUCUCUCUCUGUCCCUUUUCUCACGAUUUCUUCUCUCUCUCUCUUUCUCUCUCUCGUCACUUUGCUCACGAUUUCUCUCUCUCUCUCGUCUCUUUGCUCGCUGAUAUCUCUCUCUCUCGUCCCUUUUUUUUUUGCGAUAUCUCUCUCUCUCGUCCCCCUUUGUUUCGCGAUAUCUCUCUCUCUCUCGUCCCUUUGCUCGCGAUUUCUCUCUCUCUCUCGUCCCUUUGCUCGCGAUUUCUCUCUCUCUCUCGUCCCUUUGCACGCGAUUUUCUCUCUCUCUCGUCCCUUUUGUGAUGUUUUUCGUCCCAACGCGAUUUUCUCUCUCUCUCGUCCCUUUGCACGUGAUUUCUCUCUCUCUCGUCCCUUUGCACGCGAUUUCUCUCUCUCUCGUCCCUUUGCACGCGAUUUCUCUCUCUCUCGUCCCUUUGCUCGCGAUUUCUCUCUGUUUCUCUUCAUUUUGCUCGCAGUUUCUCUUUCUCUCUCUCGUCAUUUUGCUCGCGAUUUCUCUUUCUCUCUCUCGUCAUUUUGCUCGCGAUUUCUCUUUCUCUCUCUCAUCACUUUGCGGUUUCUCUCUCUCUCUCCCUCGUCACUUUGCUCGCAGUUUCUUUCUCUCUCGUCCUUUUGCGUAAAAAAAAUAAUGAAUAUUUGA